This is a messenger RNA of Hyla sarda, 1981 nucleotides long. RefSeq names its product complement C9 (gene C9). The coding region runs from base 37 to 1770 and encodes 577 amino acids. Gene Ontology annotation, cellular component: membrane attack complex. The transcript has 11 exons. Gene Ontology annotation, molecular function: protein binding. The record is from RefSeq and is a predicted model, not a curated record. Gene Ontology annotation, biological process: immune response. NCBI's taxonomy places the organism in Eukaryota, Metazoa, Chordata, Amphibia, Anura, Hylidae.
CUCAGUGGAUUAUCUUCAAGACUCCUGGCUCCUCACAUGACAUCCAAAUAUCCUCUAUGCCACCCACUGGAAGAUAAAAUGGAGCACUGGUUUUCGGAGAGGGUUGCGAGAUCUGCUGAGGCUCCUCCCCCUGUGGACUGUGAAAUCAGCAAUUGGGGUGUUUGGAGUGAAUGUGACCCGUGUACUAACCAGAGGUACCGCUCACGCAGCAUUGUGAGGUUUGGCCAGUUUGGCGGUACCCGAUGUUUGAGCUCGCUGGGAGAAUAUCAAGCUUGCAAAGCAGGCAAGCCAUGUGAAGACACUGUGAUCGACUGUGGCAACGACUUUGAAUGUGAAACAGGUAGAUGUAUAAAAAGGAGGCUGAUGUGUAAUGGAGACAAUGAUUGUGGAGACAGUUCUGAUGAAGUCUGCGAUGACAGAGAUCCAAAACCUGUCUGCCGUCCGGAUGUUGAAUUGUCAGAACUUUCAAGGACAGCAGGAGAUGGUUUUAACCUCCUUGGGAUGGAUAUAAAGAGAAACCCCUUUGACAAUGAAUUUUUCAAUGGUUUAUGUGACCGUGUCCGUGAUGGUAACACAAGGACCUAUUUUCGCAAGUCAUGGAAUGUAGCUGCUCUUGUGUAUCAGACAAAGGCUGAUAAAUCUUUUACCACCGAAACCUAUGAGGAUGCUGUGGAGCUUUUGACUAAGGUUUUAAAGGAAAAUACUCAGGAGUUUGGGAUCUCAUUGACUGUGAAAGUGACGCCUUCUGAACACAAUGACACCACAAUUACUGGAAAUUUAGGAUUAGACUUCUCCAAAAAUGAAAGUAUUCAAACCAUCAAAGAAUAUUCCAAGAAAACGAGCAAACAAUACUUAAGGGUUUCGGGAUCUGUGCAGCUUGGAACUUUCCAAAUGAGAACUAGAGGUGUCACGUUAUCAUCAACUUUCAUUGAAGACUUGAACAGCCUCCCGUCCUCCUACCAAAAGGCAGAAUAUUUUGCUUUCCUAGAGAUGUACGGAACCCAUUACGCCGCGUCCGGAGUCAUUGGAGGGAGAUAUGAACUUGUAUAUGUGUUGGAUUCCAUAGCAAUGAAAACUAAAGAUGUCACCACCAAAUCUGUAGCGCAGUGUCUUGGAUAUAAUGCCGGCAUAUCGGUGGCAGCUGAAGGGAUUGAUGUUUCAGCUACUGCAAAAGGAUCAGAUUGUGAGAAGAUUCUGACAAAUGCCCAAGGGAAUUCACAGAGUUCUCCCGUGAUCGAGAAAGUCGUCUCAUUUGUGGAGGGAGGAACGAUAAAUUUUGCAACACUUCUAGAUGAGAAGCUUUCCCGAAAAAGCACAGACAUUGAUGUUGAACACUUUGUGAAAUGGGCGUCCUCCUUAGUAGAUGCCCCGGCUAUAAUAAGCAGGAAGCUUUCUCCCAUUUACAGCCUGGUUCCUGUUAAUCUCAGAGACGCCUAUAAAAAGACAAGGAACCUUGAGCAUGCGAUUGAAGAUUACAUUGAUGAAUAUAAUGUUUGUAAAUGUCAGCCAUGUCAGAAUGGGGGCACGCUGGUACUGCUCGAUGGGGAAUGCAUGUGCAAGUGCCCGAUGGACCAUACGGGUGUGGCCUGUGAAAAGGCGAAGCACGAGCUCUUCAGCAAGCCUUCUAAGCCUCAAGAUGGACGCUGGAGUUGUUGGAAACCCUCAUAUUCCUGCAUAAAUGAAGAAGAGAAAAGAACCCGAACUUGCAAUCCCCCAACACUUGGAGGAAAACCAUGUAUAGGAGAGAAUACACGGAACGUUCCAUGCUGAACCAUCUAUUUCUAGCCUAAGUUUUCCUGUGUUUUCUGUGUUUAUGCUGAUGCCUUGUCCACUUUAUCUUUUAGUCUCACAAUCCCGACUUGUACCAUUUCUAACUACGUUUCAUAACAUAAUUCUAUUUGACAUUAAAUGGGCACUGUCAGAUUCAAAAAUGUUUUAUAUGUUGUACAUCUUGGCAAAACAUUAACCUUUCUAAUAUACU